UGAAAUUCAGCGCCAUGUUUUUGGUAUCGCCUAAAACCGUAGCGUUGUACAUCUCCCUACUCAUCUCUGAUGUGAGUUUCUGAAAGAUUCUUGAUGACAUGAAUUUUAUCAACGACGUUUGGUAAACAUUUUAAGAAUGUGAAAUAAGUGUAUAACAGUGCGUCAAUACGAUCAGACUUAAUACAAGAUAAAGAAAAGACUGCACUGAAUUAACUUGUAAAAUGUUGUCUGAGGUCGAUGUAUUUAUUAGUAAUUAUACGUUGGUUGAUCCAGAAGUUUAUCAACUUUGGGUGGAUGGAUAUUCAUCCAGUGAUGCUGUUAGCAUUUUGCAACAAAGAGGCAUUUGCCAACAAGCCAAUGCUUCUAUUGAACUUAUUGCAUCUGACGUUCUGGAUCAUUAUCGUACCUAUUGCCUCUUGGAAAGGUUACUACAUACACCUACAAAACUUGCUAGUGAGCAGCUAGCCUUUCAAAUUGAACCACAAACUAGUCAUAUGCUGAUUGAAAUGUAUUAUGAAUGUGAUGAUGCAGUCGUACGUGAGUUACUGGGCAAGAAAUUAACAUCCAAAAGUAGAAAGGACAUGGAUGAAGUGUCUGAGAAAACUGGUGUUACGCUUAAAAGUUGUCGAAGGCAAUAUGACAAUGUUAAACGUGUCUUUAAGGUCGUUGAAGAUUUACCAGGCUCCUUAGUUGCUAAUAUAAAGCAACACUUUCUACUUCCCGAAGACCUAGCCAAGAGAUACGCAGCUGUAGUAUUCAUAGCAUGUCUCCGAUUUGAAAUGAAUAAAAGAAAACUGCAGUUCCUAACAUUUCCAGAUCUUUAUCACUGUGCUUACAGUAUGAUGUCAUUAUGGACAUAUCGUUACACAGGCUCAGAAUAUUUUGACACAGACCUAGAUAGAGAGUUUCUCAUGGAACUGUCCGACUGUAGAAUAUUACUGGAAAACGACAAGCACCACAAGCAUUUGGUGUGCAUUAAAUUAAAGCCAACGCUUCUUGAAAAAUCAUAUCAAGAACUGGACAGUAAUUUCCGUUCCUACUCUAGAUCAAUGUUAGGUAUCGCAUGCAAUCUGCAUCGUUCACGAGAGUUAAGGUUCUUCUUCUUGGAAUUAGUCGAGCGUUGUAUCGAACCCUGGAGACAGGUCAACUGGUCCCAUACCGAUCUUCGUAAUUUCCUUGGAGCCUACACUCAAUGCGCACUGGACAUGGAUGUGCUAAGUUUCAAAAUUAAAUAUUCCAGAGGAGAUGUGAGAGAUGCGUUUGAUCGCUACAUGAAAGUAGUAACAAGCUGCUUAUUACGUAUGUACCAUACGUGACUAACAGUAUCCGAGGAGAAUCCAGUAUCUGUGAAGAAUUAAUGAGUGAUAGGCUGUAAAAGAAGUACGGUAAAUCGUAUAUUACAAUUUAUUCAUUUCAUAUAAUAAAUAAUUAAUAGACGAAUGCA
Molecule: messenger RNA, 1444 nt
Organism: Cephus cinctus (wheat stem sawfly)
Lineage: Eukaryota; Metazoa; Arthropoda; Insecta; Hymenoptera; Cephidae
Gene: Fibp
Product: acidic fibroblast growth factor intracellular-binding protein
Exons: 6
Coding region: 222-1316 (364 amino acids)
Cellular component (GO): nucleus
Source: RefSeq, a predicted model, not a curated record